AUGGUUGUCAAGUUCGCUGCGAUCGCGACUGAUUUUUAUGACGACUACACAGUGUAUGAAUUUCGCCCAGCUGCUUUCUUGUUGGACAAAGUCCUGAUGAGGCUGCUUGACCUGCUUGGGUGGUCCUAUGCAAAGAGUGGGCGGAAAUUUGUUCCCUUUGACAACAAGGUGGUCUCCUUGGGUGUUUCUUUGGGCCUUGACGAGAUAUGGCAGGGCACUCUCAAGGUUGAGAACAAGGCUGGACGACUUGAGAAAAUUGCCGCACUCCUUCGUGCGGUAGCCCAGGGAGGAGCUGUGACGAGAAGUGAUGUGGCUUCGCUUCAUGGCUUGAUUAACUUCGCCGGGGGUCUGAUUAUGGGCUUCGAGCUUAAGCCAACUUCCCGGAUGCUGACACGGGCUUUGUCAGGGCCCUUCCUGGGCAACACGCCUGAGCUUCGGCAAGCUUGUGAGCUUGCUCUGGAUGUCAUCGCGCAGUGCAGGCCGAAGCGCUGCCCGGCUACGAUUCUGCCACCUGUAGUGCUCUACACGGAUGGGGCCUUCGAGAAAGGGCGAGGCACCUGGGGAGCGAUUCUUGUUGAUGCUUACACGAGCUCCCGAUGGGUUUUCGGGGGAGAAGUUUGCAAACCGCUGAUGGAUCACUGGGGCAGAGAGGCUGGCGCCCAAGUGAUUUGCCAGGUUGAAGCCUACGCUCUGGCGAUUACCUUGUUCGGGAUCCGCGGCCUCCUCAAAGGUCGCUCGGUCCUAGCUUGGAUCGACAACAAUGCAUGCCUUUAUGGAUUCGUGAAGCGAUACUCGCCUUCGGCUUCGCUGAUGCGCCUCAUCUCACUGGGGGCCUUGAUGGAGAGCUCCAUGGAGGCGCUUAUGUGGUUUGAGCGGGUUCCCUCAAAGAGUAACCCGGCGGACCUUCCGUCGCGGGGACUGUUUGCCCAGGCCUGUGAUCGGUUUCAAGCCAUAAACAAGGGGGACGUGGCAGCCACCGACACGAUGUUGGACUUCAUUCGUGCUCCCAAUUACGAGCCGAAGCUAGCCCAGGCGAUUCUUUCGUCGGCUAGGCUGGAAGCCGAUUGGGCUGCGGAAGCUAUGCAGUGA
This is a messenger RNA of Symbiodinium sp. CCMP2592, 1089 nucleotides long. The record is from the annotation of a GenBank genome assembly. Lineage: Eukaryota; Dinophyceae; Suessiales; Symbiodiniaceae.